AUGGGCAUGGGCGGCCUGAAGAAGAUGGCGCUUCUGGACGCGCAGCGCCGCCCGCCGGCGUGGCUGCGUCGGCUUCGGGAGACAAAAAAAUUCUUCGAGCCGUGCUCGCUGCACGCGGGCGCCUUAGGCCGCUCGACCAGGAGCGCCGGCUCCUGCAAUUACUUCUGCACCAGCUGCGACGACGGCGGCGCCCUCUGCUCCGGGUGCCUCGCCGACCACGCAGGCCACGAAAUCAUCCAGAUCCGGAGGUCUUCGUCGCACUGCCUUGUGAAGGUGGCCGACCUGCGACGCCUGCUCAACGUAUCCUACGUGCAGACGUACAUGAUAAACGGGGAGCCGGGAGUUUUCCUUGAUAAGCGGGCUCUCUCAGGGAAGGCGAAGAAGCCUGCCGCAAACAAGUGUAUGGAAUGCAAUCGGGGGCUCAACGACGCAGACUGCCUCUUCUGUUCGCUUGGAUGCAAGGCUAAUGGAAUAGAGGACCUGCUUGAUUUCAACAUAACAUUUGCUGUCGAUCCAAGAGGCGACAGCUCCGGAGAAGAGUCAGAGUCAGAAUCAGAAACAGAAAUAGAAACAGAAACAGAAUCAUCAGACGAUGACGACACAUUUCUGCUUCCAACCAAGUCUCGGAAGCUCGGAACUUCACCAGGGUCGCCUAGGCAGGUUACUGCUAGAGGACGCCGGUCUGGGUAG
This is a messenger RNA of Panicum virgatum (switchgrass), 690 nucleotides long. RefSeq lists its product as uncharacterized. The transcript has 3 exons. The coding region runs from base 1 to 690 and encodes 229 amino acids. NCBI's taxonomy places the organism in Eukaryota, Viridiplantae, Streptophyta, Magnoliopsida, Poales, Poaceae. The record is from RefSeq and is a predicted model, not a curated record.